This is a messenger RNA of Aspergillus sclerotioniger CBS 115572, 1587 nucleotides long. Its product is annotated as flavin-containing monooxygenase. Lineage: Eukaryota; Fungi; Ascomycota; Eurotiomycetes; Eurotiales; Aspergillaceae. The record is from RefSeq and is a predicted model, not a curated record. The transcript has a single exon. The coding region runs from base 19 to 1485 and encodes 488 amino acids.
CUUCCCCUGUAUAUCAUCAUGGAUGUUAAUUCUGAACCUCUUGACGUGCUCAUCGUGGGCGCCGGUAUCUCCGGCAUCAACGCGGCCUAUCGCGUGCAGUCGCAGUUUCCCAACUAUCGCUACGCCAUCAUCGAGGCUCGUGACACACUCGGUGGCACUUGGGAUCUCUUCAAGUACCCUGGCAUUCGCUCCGACUCAGAUCUCUUCACCUUUGGAUUCUCGUGGUUCCCCUGGGACCGCAGUAAUCCCAUUGCCGAGGGCCCCUCGAUCGUGUCGUAUUUGCACCGGGCCACGGCCAAGCAUGGCAUCGACCAGCACAUCCGGUACCAGCACCGCCUGCUGGGUGCCGACUGGUCCUCGGAGGAACAGCUCUGGUCGCUGGCCGUCGACCAUUAUGGCCAGUCGCGUCCGUUGACGGCGCGCUUCCUCAUCUUUGGCACGGGAUAUUACGACUACACCCAGCCCCUGCAGGCCGACAUCCCCAACCUAUCGCGCUUCACGGGGGAUGUCAUCCACCCGCAGUUCUGGCCCGAGGACCUGGACUACUCCGACAAGAACAUUGUCCUAAUCGGCAGCGGUGCCACAGCGAUCACCCUGCUGCCCAAGCUGGCCGAAAAAGCCGCCCGGGUCACGAUGCUGCAGCGCAGUCCGACGUACAUUCUGUCGCUCCCCAACCGAAACAAAUCGUGGUUGAGCUAUCUGCUGCCCUCGGGCGUCUUCCGCCGUUUCCAACGCUUGAACUGGUUCAUCAGCUCGUGGCUGUUCUACUGCUUUUGCCAGACCUUCCCUGGCGCCGCGCGAUUCCUAUUGCGGCUGUCGGUGACGCGCCAACUGCCCGACUCGGUUCCGUUUUCCCCUCACUUCGAACCGCGGUACGGUCCGUGGGAUCAGCGUCUCUGCGUGUGUCCCGACGGCGACUUCUUCCGCUCGCUGCACACUGGCCAUGCCGAUGUUAAGACCGAUACCAUCCGCACCGUCACCGAGACUGGCGUCGAGCUCACCUCGGGCGAGACCCUUCCGGCCGACCUAAUCGUGACGGCCACGGGCCUGCGUCUUCAGAUCGCGGGCGGCGCCUCUGUCACCGUCGACGGCAUUCCCGUACACCUCCCGGACAAAUACCUCUGGCACGGCAUGAUGGUGCAGGAUAUGCCCAACGCGGCCUUUGUGAUCGGAUAUACCAACGCGUCAUGGACCCUGGGCGCCGAUGCUACUGCGCUGUUCCUGUGCCGGUUGCUAGGCGAGAUGGACCGGCGAAGCGCCCCAUCGGCAGUGCCGCGCUUCCAGGGCGACGAGGCCACGACGGUGCAGCCGCGUCGUCUGCUCAACCUGAACUCGACAUAUAUCACCCGGGCUGCGGACGCAUUGCCGAAGGCCGGCGAUCGGGGGCCGUGGCUGCCACGGGGAAAUUAUCUGCAGGAUGUGUGGUUUGCGCAGCAUGGCGAGUUGACAGGGUUGGAAUUUGCGGGGGGAAAGAAGGACCAGUAGAUCUGUCUUUCUGUUUUUUUUUUUUUCUUUCGAUUCCCAUUCUUUUGUCUGUUAUUUGCAUGUAUCUUUAUGAGUCAGCGUAUAUAAUUAAUCCUCUUUAUC